Messenger RNA from Zingiber officinale, 1014 nucleotides. RefSeq lists its product as uncharacterized. The transcript has 2 exons. The record is from RefSeq and is a predicted model, not a curated record. Lineage: Eukaryota; Viridiplantae; Streptophyta; Magnoliopsida; Zingiberales; Zingiberaceae. Bases 287 to 667 code for a protein of 126 amino acids.
UUAUUAAAAAUUAAAAAUUAAAAAAAAACAAAAAACAAAACAAGUAAGGUUGGCAAUUGUUGUCAUUUCUGUUUAAACCAGACGUAAUAAAGCUUGUUCAACUUCGAUUGCCACCAAAUCAAAACUUGCACUCGUUGCUUUCCUCCAUUUCCAUUUUUUAUUUAUAAAGCUUGCAAUUCCAAUCAAGUUAUUUCCUUCCUUUAUAUCGUCCACCGCUCCCUUCCCCUUCUUCCUUGAUCUUGAUCGGGAUUAGGGUUAAAGUUCUCUGUUUCCAGUCCCGAUCACGAUGGCGACCGACGAUCAGCUGUCGCGGCUCAUCUCCGAGCUCUGCUCUCGCCUCGUUGCGCUCCUGAACCGGGCACCCGCCCUGCCUCCCGCUGGAGCCCCGCCUGCGCCGAGGAGGCGCCUGCCUCGGCGGAUGUCGCCCGCGGGUUUCGCCUCGCUCCUCCUCGGCGCGUCGCUCGCCCUCAUGCUCUGUGGCUCCGUCACCUUUGUCAUCGGGUUCAUGCUGAUGCCCUGGGUGAUCGGGCUCGUCAUGGUGUUAUAUUUCGCUGGGAUCUUGUCCAAUUUGUCCGCGGGGGGGAGGGCCUUCCUUUUCCCCAAUAACUGCCCCUCCAUCCCCAAGGAAAUGUCAGGAUCACUGCUUUCUAAGCUUCCAUCUAGUUGACCUUGGAGCUACAAAUUGCAGUAAAUAAAAUAGUUUGCCCAUAAACGACUGAAGGCAGAAACCAUCAAGGAUCUUGACAAUUGAUGCUUUUUUCAAUAAUGACUGCUCUUAUCUCCAGAUUAAUGGGCGCUUGCUCAAUCUCUCUUUUAUCCAGUUUCUUUGUUUUUUCUUAUUUUGUUAAGAGUCGUGUACUUGUUAAUUGUGCACCAAUUUGUCUUCUUUCAAGGGGUCUCCUUUUUACUGUAUAGUCGCACUUUAAUUACACCAAGUAUUUCCCCGACAUUUGUCUUCUUUGAAUUGUCAUGUUUACAGAAAGGUUAUAAAAGCGACUUAUUCUUUGCCCUACA